This is a messenger RNA of Ziziphus jujuba (common jujube), 1866 nucleotides long. Its product is annotated as ankyrin repeat-containing protein BDA1-like. The record is from RefSeq and is a predicted model, not a curated record. NCBI's taxonomy places the organism in Eukaryota, Viridiplantae, Streptophyta, Magnoliopsida, Rosales, Rhamnaceae. The transcript is spliced from 3 exons. Bases 223 to 1659 code for a protein of 478 amino acids. Gene Ontology annotation, molecular function: protein binding.
CACGACUUAUCUUCUAGAGCUAAGAAACUUCAUCUAUAUAUAUCAGCAAUGCAUCCAGUUGAUUUAAUAAGCAAUUAUGUGGGCACACUGACCGUUCUCCAAACCCCAGACAGCGCGCAUGUACUUAUGAAGCUAGCAUUCUAAUUAAGAAAACUUGGGAGUUUUGGAUACGGACUGUACACCGUUGCAGUCUGAUUGAGUUGUAUACGAAAGAAAAGAAGAAUGGAAAUAACAAUACGCGACGGAGAUGAUAGAAUGGUAAGACUCUACGAGGCGUCAGCAGAAGGAUGUACAGCCAGCUUGAAUUCAUUGAUGGAGGAAGACCCUCGAAUUCUCAGCAAGAUAUCACUCAACUCUUUAGGUGAAACUCCUCUUCACAUAUCAGCUUCACUUGGCCACUUAAAUUUCACCAAACAACUUGUUUCUCAAAAGCCAAAACUUGCCGAGGAGCUGGAUUUGCUCAAGCGAUCACCUCUGCACUUGGCGUCCGCCGAGGGCCACACAGAGAUAGUGAAGGCACUAAUAGAAGUGAACAAAGAUAUGUGCUUGGUUAGAGAUGAAGAUGGCAAAAUCCCUCUUCACUACGCUGCCAUGAGAGGACGUGUCGAAGUGAUUGAAAUGCUUAUCAGCGCGGAACCAAAGUCGAUUCAAGAGAAGCUUAAUGAAGGAGAAACAGUGUUGCACCUGUGUGUUCAAUACAACCAGUUGGAGGCUCUAAAAGUGUUGGUUGGAUCAAUAUUAGAGGGUGACAUUCAGAAUGACGAGUUCCUCAACUCCAAAGAUCAGGAAUAUGGCAACACCAUUUUGCACUUGGUUGUGAUGCUAAAGCAAAUUGAGACGAUAAAAUACUUGGUUUUAAUACCUGAAGUGAAAACGGGAGCGAGUAGCUUGAACAGAAUGGGGUUUACAGCCUUUCGAAUGAUAGAGCAACUUCCAAAGGACUUCAAAAGCAUCAAAAUCCUCAAUAUUCUUCAGGAUGCACUGGGUCCCCAUCCCCAAACACAAAAACAUGAUGAUAAUUGUAAGGAAUCAUCAGAUGCAAGUUGUUGGAGACAAUGCCUGAGGUACAUAGGUAAGUACAAUGUUGAUUGGGUAAAAGAUAGGAGUGGAUCUCUCAUGGUAGCGGCAACUGUGACAGCAUCAAUGACAUUCCAAACUGCAGUUAACCCGCCUGGUGGUGUGUGGCAAGAAGAUACCACCACCACCACUUUCAAGAUUGACAACAAUACUUAUUGCGGCCCCGGCCAAAAUCAAACAUGUAUUGCUGGAACUUCAGUGUUAGGCUAUAUCUGGAAAGACCAAUAUAUGUUAUUUUUAGCUUAUAAUAGCAUCGCUUUCCUCUCAGCGCUCAGCAUAAUAUUUUUGCUUCUUACUGGAUUCCCAGUUACGUACAAGCCUUUUAUGUGGCUUUUGAAUCUUGCCAUUGCUGGCAAUAUUACGUUUAUGGCACUUACCUUCAUGGAAGGAAUGUACUUGGUCGCGCCUUUGAAAAUUCAGGAUGAGGUAACGAGGAUCUACUACAGUCUAUUUUACACAUGGAUUGCAAUCGUUGGGAUCGUCAUUCUGCAACAUACAAUUCGCUUAGUCAAUUGGGCUUUUAAGAAGAUACUCAAGCAUCUCAAAAGUUCCCAUGCACUCUAUACUAGUACACAGGUUUAAUUGUUGAUGUUAAUUUGGAUAAUUAGUUGUGGUAAAUUACUUUUUUUUUUUUUAAUCACUCUGCGCUUUCAGCCUAGCUAACUGGCACUAGCUAGCAGCUUUUGUUUUCUCUUAUGCAAUCUAAGUUAUAGAAUUUGGUAUGGUAACAAGUCAAAGUCUAUUUUGACUGUGGCUUUUUGAACGUAUUUUCUAAAUUAUAAAUAUGAU